GCAGGGCUGCUCGCGUCUUUGGCUACCAGGUGACAGGUGUGUUUAUGAAGAACUGGGACCCUCUAGAUGAGCAGGGAGCUUGCUCCAUUGACAGAGAUUGUGAAGAUGCUUAUCGGGUGUGCCAGAAGCUUGAUAUCCCGUUUCACCAGGUUUCCUACGUGAAGGAAUACUGGAAUGAAGUGUUCAGUGACCUCUUAAAAGAGUAUGAAUUGGGAAGGACGCCUAAUCCCGAUAUUUUGUGUAACAAGCACAUCAAAUUCAACUACUUUCUGCAUUAUGCUAUGGAUAACCUUGGAGCAGAUGCAAUUGCUACUGGGCAUUACGCCAGGACCUCACUGGAGGAUGAGGAGGUGUUUCAACAGAAACAUACUAAAAGACCACAGAAGCUUUUCAGAAACCGUUUUGAAGUUAGAAAUACUGUGAAACUCCUUCAAGGGGCUGACCUCUUUAAGGACCAGACCUUCUUUCUAAGUCAGAUUUCACAGGAUGCUUUGAGGAAAACCAUCUUCCCUUUAGGAGAUUUAACAAAAAGUUUCGUAAAGAAGAUAGCAGCAGAACAUGACCUUCAUCAUGUGCUAAAGAAAAAAGAGAGUAUGGGGGUCUGUUUCAUUGGUGAAAGAAACUUCGAAAAUUUCCUUCUUGAGUAUUUGGAACCUCAGCCAGGUAACUUUGUUUCCAUUGAAGAUAAGAAGGUGAUGGGAAGACACAAAGGUUGGUUCCUCUUCACAAUAGGCCAGAGGGCUCGGCUGGCAGGCCUCAAGGAUGCUUGGUUUGUUGUAGACAAAGAUGUCAGCACUGGAGAUGUCUUUGUGGCACCAUCAAGAGAUCACCCUGCUCUGUACAGAGACCUGCUGCGGACAAACCGAGUGCACUGGAUAGCAGAGGAGCCUCCGGCAGAGCUGGUUAGAGAGAAGAUGAUGGAAUGUCAUUUCAGAUUUCGGCACCAGAUGGCACUGGUGCCUUGUGUCCUGACUCUAAACCAAGAUGGGAGUGUGUGGGUAACACUAGUGAAGCCAGCAAGAGCUAUCACACCUGGACAGUUUGCUGUGUUCUACAAGGGAGAUGAGUGCCUGGGCAGUGGGAAGAUCCUGAGGAUGGGCCCAUCAGUGUAUACCUUGCAACAGGGCAAAAACCGAGAGGAGAGUCCAAAGAAGGAAGAGAUUGACAAAAUAGAACCAGCAACAUAACACCUGGGAGUGUUUAUUGAAGGACUUCGGAGAAUUUGCUGCGUGAGAACAAUAAAAACUAUAAUAAAUGUGGUUCAUAAGGCCAGUUAA
This is a messenger RNA of Pyrgilauda ruficollis (rufous-necked snowfinch), 1277 nucleotides long. RefSeq names its product tRNA mitochondrial 2-thiouridylase (gene TRMU). Bases 45 to 1187 code for a protein of 380 amino acids. NCBI's taxonomy places the organism in Eukaryota, Metazoa, Chordata, Aves, Passeriformes, Passeridae. Gene Ontology annotation, molecular function: sulfurtransferase activity. The record is from RefSeq and is a predicted model, not a curated record. Gene Ontology annotation, biological process: tRNA wobble position uridine thiolation. Gene Ontology annotation, cellular component: mitochondrion. The transcript has 11 exons.